Oryza sativa Japonica Group (Japanese rice) is the source of this 2190-nucleotide messenger RNA. RefSeq names its product notchless protein homolog. NCBI's taxonomy places the organism in Eukaryota, Viridiplantae, Streptophyta, Magnoliopsida, Poales, Poaceae. Gene Ontology annotation, biological process: ribosomal large subunit assembly. Gene Ontology annotation, cellular component: nucleolus. The record is from RefSeq and is a predicted model, not a curated record. Gene Ontology annotation, molecular function: protein binding.
GUGACUCGUUGCGCCCUAGUCGACCAUCUCGCUUCCCCCUUCCCCGCCUCCUCUCGAGUUCACCUGCCACCCGCCCGCCGCCGCCGCCGCCGCCGCCGCCGAGCAGCUACUGGUGCCGGCCGCCGUCCUCCUGCUUCCGCCGCCGGGAUUUCAGAUGGAGAACCGAGAUCAGGAGGAGCCCGGCAGCGGCAGCGGCAGCGGAAGCGUGAUGUGCCAGCUCGUCAAUCCCGAGGGAGACCACCUCGGCGCCGCCCUCUACCUGCCGCAGAACGUCGGCCCGCCGCAGCUUCAGGAGAUCGUCAACCAUCUUCUCCACAACGAGGACAAGUUGCCCUAUGCAUUCUACAUCGGAGAUGAAGAGCUAUCUGUCCAGCUUGGUGCUUACAUGCAGCAAAAAAAUGCAAAUGUUGAGGUCACCCUGCGCAUAGUAUAUCAACCACAAGCAGUUUUCCGCAUCAGGCCAGUCAACCGAUGCUCUGCUACAAUUGCUGGCCAUACAGAAGCCGUAUUAGCUGUCUCUUUCAGCCCUGAUGGAAGAUGUUUGGCUAGUGGUUCAGGUGACACCACUGUUCGGUUUUGGGAUCUGAACACGCAGACCCCAUUGUUCACAUGCAAAGGCCACAAAAACUGGGUGCUCUGCAUUGCAUGGUCACCUGAUGGGAACCAUCUUGUUAGUGGAAGCAAGUCAGGGGAGCUUAUAUUAUGGGACCCAAAAACAGGCAAACAAUUGGGCACUCCACUUACGGGGCAUAGAAAAUGGAUUACUGCUGUAUCUUGGGAGCCAGUUCAUUUGCAAGCUCCCUGCCGCCGUUUUGUAAGUGCAAGUAAGGAUGGUGACGCACGUAUUUGGGAUAUUACCACAAGGAAGUGCGUUAUUGCCCUUACAGGUCACACUAAUUCGGUGACCUGUGUCAAGUGGGGUGGAGACGGUUUGAUUUACACUGGUUCUGAAGAUUGCUUAAUCAAAGUCUGGGAAACUUCUCAGGGAAAGUUGGUCAAAACACUGCAGGGUCAUGGGCACUGGGUCAAUUCACUUGCUUUGAGCACCGAGUAUAUUUUGCGCACUGGGGCUUAUGACCAUACUGGCAAAACAUAUUCAACUGCAGAUGAAAUGAAGGAGGCAGCCCUUGCAAGAUACAAGAAGAUGAGGGGCAAUGCGCCUGAGAGACUAGUAUCAGGUUCUGAUGAUUUUACUAUGUUUCUCUGGGAACCAACAAUUAGUAAACAGCCCAAAGCUCGCAUGACUGGUCAUCAAAAGCUCGUAAACCAUGUCUACUUCUCUCCUGAUGGGCAGUGGUUGGCCAGUGCCUCCUUUGACAAAUCUGUCAAGUUAUGGAACGGUAUUACAGGCAAAUUCGUUGCAGCUUUCAGAGGACAUGUUGCAGAUGUCUACCAGAUCAGCUGGUCUGCCGACAGUAGGCUUCUACUCAGUGGAAGCAAGGAUUCCACCCUAAAGGUUUGGGAUAUUCGAACACACAAGUUGAAACAGGACUUGCCAGGCCACGCAGAUGAGGUGUAUGCUGUGGAUUGGAGCCCUGACGGUGAGAAGGUUGCAUCUGGUGGGAAAGACAGGGUCCUCAAGCUUUGGAUGAACUAGGGCCGGCUGAUUCUUCUGACCACCCGUUAAGCUUGUUCUCAUGGUGGCACUAAACAUUGAACUCAUCAAUCGGUCACAAAGUCGGAAGCUGGGAGUAGAUCAUGGCGGUUAACUUGCAAGGUUGUUCAAGAGGAGAUUGAUUACCUAGGAAGGACAUACAUUCAAACCAUACUCCAUGAAGUCAACAUGCAAUUCCCAAUUUGUUGGAGCAAUCACAACCGAUUUCAGUUCAAUGAUUUGAAGGGAUGUGAGCGCCAUGGAAAUGCAAGUUCUUCCCAUGGCUGGCCACCCAAAAUAGGAUUUACUUACAUCGGUCAGGCUAGCUGUUAGAGACUUUUUAGAGGCCAUAUCACCGAACAUGCAAAGGAAAACCACCAUGAUCAGCAAACAGUUGUUCCUGUCCUCACAUCCUGCAGUCUGCAGAUAGUCUGGGUUUGGGCAUAUGUAAUCAUAGGAUGAGUCUCCUUUGCUGUAUUGCGAUCUGACACGGGUCACUGACAUAUGGGCCCAUUGGUUUUGGGGAUAUAUGUCAGCCACUGAAAGUUAGAGGAUCUGAUUCCAUAAUCAUAUGAUCGGUGUAUGGUAUAACUAAA